Fusarium subglutinans is the source of this 531-nucleotide messenger RNA. RefSeq lists its product as uncharacterized. The record is from RefSeq and is a predicted model, not a curated record. The transcript has a single exon. NCBI's taxonomy places the organism in Eukaryota, Fungi, Ascomycota, Sordariomycetes, Hypocreales, Nectriaceae. The coding region runs from base 1 to 531 and encodes 176 amino acids.
AUGGGUCAACACUACUCUCAGCCUCGACCAGGCACCAAGCUUCAAGUCAUCGGCGCUGGCCUUCCCCGCACCGGAACUGCAUCUAUCAGCCGAGCGCUGGAAAUUCUUCUCGACGGUCCUGUAUAUCACGGUGGGACACAAGCCUUUCUUGGUCCUGAAACUGAAAUCAAAACAUGGAUUCAGGUGCUGAACCAGUGGCGACCUGGAGGCAUUUCCAUAAGGCGCUCCAAUCUUGAUCUCAUCAAAGAACGCGUUGAUGGCUUUGUUGCAAUCACUGACUCACCCGGCUCAACGCUUGUGCGAGAAUUAAUGGCAAUCUAUCCAGAUGCCAAAGUGAUCUGCACCGUCCGCGAUGUCGAAGCCUGGGAACGAAGCAUGGCUGCAGUUAGCAGCAAAUCAACCCAAUGGUUCCUGCGUUUCGUCUUGUUUCCUUUGCCCUCAUUACGAUACUUUGUCGAUUACAUCAAUGCACUGCGCCAGCAGUGGUUUCUGAAGUUUGGAGAAACCGAGCCAGUGACAAGUAGCUCGUAA